CCUAGCCCGAAGCAACCCCGCAGAGCGAAGCAAGCGACCGAGCAAACCAAUGGCGAUGACACCGUCAGCAGCUGCAGCCGUCUCCUUCUCCGUCCGCCCAUCGGUGACAACCACGACAUUCCGGCCGCGCGCCACCGUCGUCGCAUCGGCCUCCGCGGGCGCCAAGCGUCUGCGCACGAGAGCCCCCAAGGGAGGCAAGUGGUGGGCGCCGCUGGUCGGGUGGUCAGGGCGGGCAGACUACAUCGAGACCGCGGCACCGGUGGUGGAGGAGGUCGAGGAGGAGAAGGCGGCGAGGCCGUUCGCGGGCGGCCUGACGGAGGAGAAGGCGCGGCAGCUGCGCGCGCGGAUGGCGGAGAUGGACAGCUUCCACGACGCCAUGUAUCACUCCGCUAUCGCAUCCCGCCUCGCACGCACAGCAUAGGCCACCGGCCGGUCUCCAUGGCCGCAGAGAACCUACCCAGACAACUCGCCGGCACUACCACGUACUUGCCCGUUCUUGGUGUGUGCCAGUGCGCGUGUGCAUAGCUGUUUCUUCUUCUUGUAAAUUACAAAGCUCCCCCGCUUCGUCCGUCCUCAUGGAGGAGAGGUUGGAGAUGAAGAAGGGAGGGAUCUGGUUUUUCGGUUGAUCCCUCCCCCUUCGUCCCCAACGCGACGCUCCCCGAUCUGUAUAGUUUUUUCUCUUUUUUUUUCUUUUUGUAAAUUACAAAGCUCAGAUGUAUGUAUAAAUGAACCAAUUACAAGCUCAGAUCUUUGGACUUGAUUCUACUCUUUGCUGCAACAUUGUCGAGAUGUCUGCUUAUCAUUC
Molecule: messenger RNA, 805 nt
Organism: Lolium rigidum
Lineage: Eukaryota; Viridiplantae; Streptophyta; Magnoliopsida; Poales; Poaceae
Exons: 1
Coding region: 50-421 (123 amino acids)
Source: RefSeq, a predicted model, not a curated record